Messenger RNA from Cyanistes caeruleus (blue tit), 1950 nucleotides. NCBI's taxonomy places the organism in Eukaryota, Metazoa, Chordata, Aves, Passeriformes, Paridae. The record is from RefSeq and is a predicted model, not a curated record.
CGGCCCUGGGGAUGUGUGGAGGCCUGGGGCAGCUGUGCUGUGCAGCCAGGCUGGGAGAGCCGGGGCUGUGCAGCCGGGAGAGGAGCAGGGGCCGGGGAGGCCUGACUGUGGCCUUCCAGUGCCCAGAGGGGGCAGAGAGCCAUGGGGGAAGUGUUUUAGACGUGGAAGGGGAAGGUUGAGAGCAGAUGUUUGCAAGAGCCAGGAGGGUGGUGAGUCAGUGGAACAGGCUGUGCAGAGAAGCUGUGGAUGCCCUGUCCCUGGAAGGUUCCAGGCCAGGCAGGACGGGGCCCUGAGCACCCUGAUGGAGCAGGUGGCAGCAGAACCAGGCCAUGGCUGCGGUGCCCCCAUGGCCUUCUGCAAGUUCAUGGGUGAGCAAAGCGCAGCCCCGUUAGCUGGGCAUGGAAUGUUGGCACCGGUUGCCAGGGGCACUCCUGCUCCAAAGGUUCUGUUCACACUGAGUCUGUUGAGCCAGUUGACGGAUUCUCUGCUGUGCAGCAGACACAGAGCAUCCGUCUUCUCCAUCCCGGGUGGGAAGAGAGAGCCGUCUGCUGACAUUUGUGAGCCAAACUCUGGAGUGGCUGUACAGGUUUGGAACAACAAUUUUGUGUCACUCCAAAAAAUCUGCAGUGGGCUGCCCAAAGGAGCAAAAGGGAUUGAUCAAAUCCCUGACAUUCCUUUUCUGGUGUUUGUCCCACCUACUUUGCCGGUGCUAUUAGAUCAGAAAACACCAUGAGCUCACGUCAGCGAAAGCGCCCGGGAGAGGGGUGUGAUUCCUGUCCACCUCGGAAACAGAGCAGGCUGCUGCCCUCCAAAGCAGAUGGAACUUGGCAGACAGAGCCAACAGACUGUGAGGAAAGUUGUUCACCUGCUCUAGAGCCUGGUGAAGAAGUCUUAGAUCUCACAGGCCAUUCUCCGGAGCCUGAAGUCAUCACCAUCAAUGAUGAAGAAUCUCCUGUGCAGAGCCAGCAGCAGCCACACCUUUCCAGGGCCUCAGACAAUUCAGCUGAGCCACUGGCAAGGAAUGAUGAAGAGGAAGCAAGAGAAGAUGAUGGUGCACAGCCUGCAGAUCCCGCUUGUCCUCUGAGUAGGGAGGAUGAAGACUCAGAGGUGCGGGACAGGGAGCAGAGUCAGCUGUAUCCCCUGGAUUCCAGCGAGACAGAGGAUUCAGCUGAGCUUUGGCCCAGUGACAAUGAAGAGGAGCCAAGAGACAAUGAUGAUUCUAUUAACUCUGACGAGUGGCCAGAUCGUUUUGAGAGUCCUCCGACAUGGCGGGAUGACAUUACAGAUGACUGGGAGGGGAGCCAGCAGUACCCAUUGGAUUCUGGAUCAGCAGAGAAUUCAAACCAAGUACUGGCGAGCAACCUCCAACAGGAACCAAGAGAUAUUGAAUUUGAACCGCCAGGAGGUCUCGUUAGUCCUCCAAAUUGGGAGGAUGACAAUGCAGAGUUUCCUGAAGUGCAUGGACAAGAAGGGAGAAGCGUGGCAGUGAACAGUCAGGAGCAGGUGGAUGGCUCUGGUGAUGGAUCAGGAGGGAAUGAUGCACCUGUGGCUGUUGCAGCCCCUGUAGAACAAGCAUCAGCAGAGGAUACUGAACGUUCAGCUGCAGAGCCAGGAAUUGUUAUUAAGUGUCCAAUUUGCAUGGACUUUUACUCGGAGAUUGUGCAGAGUGGACGAGAGCUCGUGUCAACUUUAUGUGGCCACUUGUUCUGCAGCACGUGCCUCCCUAGAGCCCUGGAGACUGCUCAGAUGUGCCCAAUCUGCAGAGCAGAACUCAAUCCAGGGCUAUACCAUCCAAUUUAUUUUUGAGUGCCUCUGCUUCUCUGGACAGACUCAGGAGGAUCUUGGAGACUAGGCGGUGUACAGUCUUAUUUCUUUACAUAGAUAGUUUUUCCUGUACAUAGUUUCAUUUUUUCUGAGUUCAGUUUUAAAUAAAGUUUUGAUUGAUUUAAA